Molecule: messenger RNA, 972 nt
Organism: Clonostachys byssicola
Lineage: Eukaryota; Fungi; Ascomycota; Sordariomycetes; Hypocreales; Bionectriaceae
Source: the annotation of a GenBank genome assembly
AUGGCCUUCGUCCCGCCCAACUUCAGGGUCGACGUCCCGAGCGAGGAUGAGCUCGUCGCCGUCGGCAUCGUAUGGGGCCUGUCUCUCCCGCUCACCAUCUUUGGCAUCUUCCGCUGUGUCCGGCAGACGUACAGCCAGUACCGGCGGACCAGGAGGGUCAACCUGUACAUGUUCCUCAUCUGGCUCGAGCUCAUCUCGACGACCUUGAUGGGUGGCACCGCUUGGGGAUACGUGCGGGGGGUCAUCCCACCCAGCUUUACCAUCAUAUCUCACAAAAUCCAAGUCAUCCUCUGGAUCGUUCAAAUCAACGCCAUCCUCCAGAUCAUCCUCAACCGCAUCAGCCUCAUCUCCGACAACAAACCCUACUUCCUAUUCGGCUCCGUGCUGCUCCUCCAGGUCGCCGUCGCCUGCGUCUGGAUCCCCGCGCAGCUCCAGAUCUCGGACCUGUACGUCCACGUCAACCACGUGUUCGACCGCACGGAGAAGGUCAUAUUCGCCCUCAUAGAUCUGUGUCUCAACGUGUACUUCAUCUAUCUAGUACGGUCGACCCUCAUCGCUUACGGGCUGACCAAGUAUGUGCUGUUGUAUCGUGUCAACAUAGCCAUGAUUCUCGUUUCCAUGACCAUGGAUGUGAGUACGAUUCCUACUGCCGACUACAUCAACCUGCUUUACCUAAUAAUCUCCUCUCAGGUCCUCAUCAUCGGGAUGAUGUCGCUCCCAAGCGCCUUCUUAUACGUGCUCUUCCACCCCCUAGCCUACCUCAUCAAGCUCCACAUCGAACUGUCGAUGGCAGAGCUCAUCGCCAAGCUCGUCAAGGCCUCAAGCAGGAGCCGAAGCUGCCUGUGUCCCUGCACCGAGGCCGACAACGACAUCCUGGUGGCGCCCACCACCGGCCGCGUCUCGGAAUGGGCUCUCUUCCGGCGUCUACGGGAGACUCGGGCGGUGGUCGAAAAUGGGACCCAGACUGACUGA